AUGGCUAAAACGGUCAGAAUGGGAUGUUUUCUCUUGUUCUCUAGUAGUGCGGAGGGGAAGUUUAAGAUGAUGGAUACUCAGAUAAAAAAAGAAGAGGAUGAUGAAGAAGAAGAUGAUGAGGGAAUGGAUGACUACUCUCAAGCUGCUGAUUACCUGGCGCCCAAGCCUCAAGCCAAUGCAAGCAAGAGGGCCAAAAAAGAUGAUGACGAAGAUGACGUAAAGAUAGAAUCCUACAUAAACAAAGAUCCUACAACGAUUUCGGUGAAAGCGAUGAGGAAACUGAUCCCAAAGUUGAGGAUCGAGUGUUACUACUCGGAACAGGAAAUAUCCGGGAAGAAAAAAUUAAAGCAUCUUUGGGAUCAGAAGCCGACGGACUGGCCUAAUUCAGUCCCAUUCAAGGAUCCCAACAAUCCCGGCAAGGAUGGUACCACCGGAUUAAAUGCUCCUUCUAAGAAACCAGGUAAGCAAGAUCUCAAGGAGAUGUAUGUCUACCUGAAGAAGUGCUACAUAGAGAAGCAGCAGCAGCUCUUCAACAUACGUCCCAGCAACGACGAUGGUGACGUCAAAAGUGACGUCCUCACCUCUCAAGAUCAUCAUCACCAGGGGGGAAACAAGUUUGGAUUUUCCCCGAAGAUCGCGGAGUCAAAUCGUUCUCCAGAUUGCGAAUUCAGUGGACACGUCGUGCAAACUGAUGACAAGGACUCAAAAAUCACCAUUGAGCAGUGCGAUACACCGCCAUAUACGUUCUAG
Helobdella robusta is the source of this 750-nucleotide messenger RNA. RefSeq lists its product as hypothetical. Bases 1 to 750 code for a protein of 249 amino acids. The record is from RefSeq and is a predicted model, not a curated record. The transcript is spliced from 9 exons. Lineage: Eukaryota; Metazoa; Annelida; Clitellata; Rhynchobdellida; Glossiphoniidae.